UUCACUGCAGUUGUCCAUUAGGACUUUCAAUAAAGUGCAACCUGCUAAUUAAACGUUUGACAGGAAAGGGUAUUGUGGUCAUUUUUAUUUAAACUGGUAGUUUGGUCAUAGCUAAGCUUGAAUUCAAGGAGGAAGUUAAGUUGUUUUCGUCUGCUUCAUCUUCAUUUUGCAAGCAGAGCCUCAGCGGAGAGAAGAGCUGAACUGACUUGGAUCUGGAAGACAAAAUGAAUACAUCCACCUGCACUCGACCCAAUAAGAAAUUAUUUGAACAUACAAUCCUGCCUACUCUCUACAUCUUGGUGUUUGUCGUUGGUUUGAUCCUGAAUGUGUGGGGAAUGAAGUCUUUGCUGCACAACUGGAAGAAACUUUGGAGUAUUAAUGUUCUUGUUCUAAACCUUGGACUAGCAGACAUGUUGUACCUGCUGACUCUCCCCUUUCUCAUUGUGUACUACCUUCAAGGAAACAAAUGGAUCUUUGGAGAAGGAUUCUGCAAGGUAACAAGAUUCUGCUUCAACCUGAAUUUAUACGGCAGCAUCGGGUUCCUCACCUGUAUAAGUGUCUACCGGUACCUGGCGGUUGUUCAUCCAACGAGACUAAUGGGGAAAUUAACUACGACUCACUCUGUGGUCAUCUCAGCCAUAGUUUGGAUUCUGGUGAGUGUUCAAAGUCUUCCAGACAUGUUCUACCCAAAAACAUAUCCAAACGGAUCAAAAUGCUUUGACACCACCUCUAAUGAACAUUUUGAGAGUUACCUGGAUUACACCAUCGCAUGGACAAUCUUUGGAUUCUGCAUCCCUUUUGUCACCAUUGUAGGCUGCUAUGGACAUGUGACUGUUGUUAUCUGCCGUUCAAAUAUGAUGAAAAAAGACCAGAAACGACAAAUCUUAAAACUGAUGGCUCUACUGAUUCUGCUCUUCUCGCUUUGUUAUGCACCCUACCAUAUUUUCAAGAACCUCAGCCUGUAUUCCAGAGUUCUGCGUAAGCAGGGAACAUGCCCACAAUGGGAUUCUGGAGUCUUUAUUGCGCGCCAGGUGAGCCGUGGUCUUGUGAGCCUGCACAAUGCUCUUAACCCGCUGGUUUACCUGUGUCUGUACGAGGAAAUGGUUUCCCAGUUCAGGCAGCUGCUGAGGGGGGGGCACCAGAUUUUCAGUCAUCGUCUCAAGUCGAAAUCCAGCUCUGUGCCGGUACCACAGGCUGAGCAAGAAGUGGAAAUGAUUUAUGACAGCAAGUAGUGUUUUAAGUUAAAUUGUAAUAAAUAAUUACAUUUUAUCAAGGUAGCUUGAGAUCAUCCCAUGUUGGACAUUUUGGUUUAGCAGUAACAACACAUGAAAUUACCUGUAAAAUUAAUUAUAUAAAGUAACAUCUAGACCUACAAUAGAAUCAAACUUCAAUAAGAUCCCUAUGAUUGUGCUUUUCUGUUUUGUUUCAUGAAAAUUUUGCUUUAAUUCUAUUUCUUUUUGUAUUUAAUCAUAAAAAAUUGGCCGAGAGAGAGUUGUCAAGCCAUGAAAAAGAAACAGCAGACUUCCUGUAAAAAUAGGAAGUACGUUUCCAUCCUGCAGAAAGUUUUAAAGAAUGAAGUCUAAACACUUUAAGUAAUUGAAUUAAUACUCGUGUUAAUGUUGUUUUGAUGCUUAAUUGGAGAAUCUAAAGAAGUUAUGGAUGUGAUUUUGACAAUGAAUUUCAAAUGAUAUAAAAAUGUAACUGUAAUCAAAGAUCAAUGAUGUGUGUUGAGGAUGAUACUAUGUGAAACGUUAGGAAAAGAAGAAUCAGAAGAAGAAGAAUCAUCAAUAAUCAUGUGUUUGUGAAUCAGAAAUUACUUGUAACCUCAGUAAAGUUGAUCAGAGCUUAACCCUGUUUGCUGACAUGUAGUUUCUGAGAGGGGAGAUGGUGCUGAUAAGGAAGCAGAUGAAUGACCCAAAAGAGGAACUAAAACUGCUGAAGAGAAGAAAAGUUUGUGUCAUAAUGUGGUGGAGGAGUAAACCCAAACGCAGCAGGAAAUAGAUGUAGUAUAUUGUGGAUAUUUUAAUGAAGAAAAUCAAUUCGCAAAAUCCAAAGGUACAAGGAAAUCCAAAACAAAAGUAAACUGGAGACACGAGGGUAACAAGGGUAAUGGCAAGUAGAGUGACAAGCAGUGAUGAGACAGACUGGUAAGUUGUGACUGAGAUAGAGGAGCUUAGAUGCUGGGAGGUAGCAAACGGAACAAUGGACCUCGCUAGAUGAGAUAAUAGAUUGCAGGAAUGAGUAGUUGGGACAGGAGUUCGCUGAGGGGCGGGGAGAUGACGGCACAAGAAGGCUAAGUAGAUAUUCUGGGGAAUAAAAGGGAGCUGAAAGUAUUUCUAAUACUAAAGAAACACUAAGACUAAAGGAAACCUGAUAAACUAGAAGAGAAAAAGACAUGAAGGAAAACAUAAACAAACCUAAACAGAAGCAAGGCUAACAAUAACAACUCAGGAACGUAGAGCUACAUUAACUAGAAGGACUAAGCAAAGAAAUAACCCAACUAGAAUUGUUAAAGAAAGAUGGACAUAGAUUCAGACAAAAAAGACUAAUUAAUUUAAAGUGAUGCCAUAAGAAAACUACAAACACUAUGGUGGGAGCUAGAAUGACUUAAUAACUUAACUGGAACCACUAAAGAAAGGUAUACCUAAACUCAGACAUGUAAGAGUAACUGAACCUAGAGUGAUGAAAUAAACAUUACUAGAAACACUACAGGAGAGCUGAAAUAAGAAAAGCAAUAACAAGACAAUAACCACAAUAAAUAACCUCAAAUAAUAAAAAUAAAAUGACCAUGGAGGGAUAACUUAAAGGGAGAUCAAACAUAAUAAUAAAUAAGAUGACAAAGCAAAACCAAAUCCAAAAACCCAGAGUCCUGACAGUUCGCAGGCUAAAGCAGUGGUGCCCAAAGUGGGUCCUCGAGGG
Gambusia affinis (western mosquitofish) is the source of this 2919-nucleotide messenger RNA. Its product is annotated as P2Y purinoceptor 1-like. The record is from RefSeq and is a predicted model, not a curated record. Gene Ontology annotation, molecular function: neuropeptide receptor activity. Gene Ontology annotation, biological process: G protein-coupled receptor signaling pathway. Lineage: Eukaryota; Metazoa; Chordata; Actinopteri; Cyprinodontiformes; Poeciliidae. The transcript has a single exon. Bases 225 to 1232 code for a protein of 335 amino acids. Gene Ontology annotation, cellular component: membrane.